AUGUUCAGGUGGCGAGUUGGCAAGUGGACUUCCACUUUUGGAGGUCAUUUCGGUGGUUUCCGGCGGGUCUUCACAGAUGUGCGCUUUCAAGAUCUUUCUAUCGACAAGAGACUCCUCAGAGGCAUAGAGGCAGCUGUUGGUGCUGGUGCCCGUUUGACACCAGUACAACACCAAGCUUUUUCACAGCUCCAGAGAGCUGGAGAGGAACCGUGCGAAAAGCGUCCUGAUUUGCUGCUGCAGGCUCACACUGGCACUGGAAAGACGAUCGCAUUUUUAUUGCCGGCCUUACAGAGGCUGCUCGCAGAGGAGGCCAGGAAAAAAGGUCUCCGGCGCGCUGAAGGUGUAUCUGUGCUGGUGCUCGCCCCAACCCGAGAGCUGGUCCUACAACUGGCCAAAGUUGCCAGCAGGCUGCUGCAGUACAGUGGAGGAUUGGUCCGAAGCUCUUUCGUGGUUGGAGGCUUUUCGGUUCAGGAAGACAUCGAGCGUCUCAAAGCAGACGCGCCGCAUAUCCUUUUUGCAACACCUUGGCGCUUGGUCCAUCAUCUGCAAUCUACGCCCCACUUUGUUCGGGCACUGGGUUCAGUCCAGUCGCUUGUGUUGGAUGAAGCAGAUCGCCUGCUGAAUCCAGUCUUUGUGCACAAGGUUGACUACAUCUUUCGUCGGUUGCCAUGUUCAAGGCCACAGAUGAUUCUGUGCUCUGCCACGUUCAAUGAACAUAUUCAAAAAUUUGCAGUUCGAUCGCUUCGAGCAAAUCUUGAAGUGAUCAGCACCACUGCAGAGGAUGUGCAUGCUGAGACGCACCCGGUGCAGACCAAAACGAAGGUUGAGGUCGCAAAACCUGUAGACCAGGUACUCAUUCGCUACGACCCUCACAAAUUUCUACCAGUCUUGCAUGCGUUGCUGGUGAAGGAGAUGCUAGCAGCAGAAGGCGAAGCCAAGCGAGUGCUUGUGAUCUUCCCAACGGUGCGCUGGCUCCAGUUCUUUUACGUCCUCUUGAAGCACCGAGCCAACAUGCCUGGCCUUUUGUCAUUGCACCGGAGCCUCUCAGCCGACCGGCGCCGCAAUCGCGCUGUUCAAUUCUCCAAAGGGGCUCCUGCCACCUCCGGCGCCCUCUUUGCCACAGAUGUGGCUGCACGUGGUAUGGACUUCGACGUCCAUUCAGUGAUCCAAGUUGGAUGCCCGGAAGAUCGAGAACAGUACGUUCACCGGGCAGGCCGUACAGGAAGACUGGAGUCAACUGGUCGCUCCUUCCUUUUGUUAAAUCCGCUGGAAGAAAUCACGCUGAAGGAGCUAGAUGGUCUUCACUUGCAUCGUGAAGAGCACAUCGAGGAGGACACUACCUUUGCGGAGGCUGCCACAAACAUUCAUGGUUGGUGGGAGGAUGCCAGCAUCAGUGCCUCUGCGCACCUGUUCUAUGCCAGUGCAAUCUCCUUCUAUUUGCACGACAUUGGUCGCCUACGAGCGAACGCUGGCGAAAUUGUACGAACCGUUUCGGCUUUGAUUCAAUCCGCUGGCUUGCCAAAGGACUACGGCCUUCCAGCGCUUCCAAAAGGUUUAGCGGCCAAGUUGCGACAGAAGGAUGAACUUGUGGCGGUGAGAACUGAAACUGUACGGGAACGCUGGGAUGUGCUUGCUGCGCUGAGCCCUCAUCCAAAGCCAAGGCCGGGCAAAAACCAGGCUUCUGAAUUGGGCUGA
Molecule: messenger RNA, 1695 nt
Organism: Cladocopium goreaui
Lineage: Eukaryota; Dinophyceae; Suessiales; Symbiodiniaceae
Source: the annotation of a GenBank genome assembly